Molecule: messenger RNA, 1623 nt
Organism: Adineta ricciae
Lineage: Eukaryota; Metazoa; Rotifera; Eurotatoria; Adinetida; Adinetidae
Source: the annotation of a GenBank genome assembly
AUGCCAAUUCAAUCGCCCAUCUAUUUAGUUGCUAGCGGUGAUUCUCGUCUUGCUGCUAAUCAAACAUGUUGGGAAGCACAAGAUAAACUUGAAAAAGCCCUUGGUAAAGCUCUAGAAUCACUUGGACAUCAAAUCAAACGUGCACAUGAAUACGAUGAAACAAAAAAACAUGGUUUUGUCGAUAGUCAACGAAUGGGCAUGAAAGUUUUCGCCAAUUUACCAUCAGAUGACGUACCAUUGAUUGUUGCUGAAGCUGUUUGGCAAUAUUCACACCAUGUUCUAGCCGGUUUAACAACACAUAAAGGUCCAAUAUUGACUGUAGCCAAUUGGUGUGGACAAUGGCCAGGGCUCGUCGGAAUGUUGAAUUUAAAUGGUUCGUUGACGAAAGCUGGUGUGAAAUAUAGUACAUUAUGGUCGGUGGAUUUCACUGAUGAAUUUUUUAUCAGCAAACUCAAGGAAUGGUUGGAAACUGGAGAUAUCCAGCAUGAUGUAUCACAUGUACGAGCACUGAAAGAAUGUAAAGCAGUUCCGGAUGAUUUACAGAAGAUUGGACAAAAAAUUGCCGAAGAUAUUCUGAAAAAUAAAGCAAUUAUGGGUGUGUUUGAUGAAGGCUGCAUGGGAAUGUACAAUGCCAUCAUACCGGAUGAACUUCUUCAUAAAUUGGGAAUUUUCAAAGAACGUCUUAGUCAAUCAGCCCUGUUUUAUGAAAUGCAAGUUACAAAAGACGAAGAAGCUCGUGCUGUUUACGAAUGGAUAAAAAACAAAGGCAUGACGUUCGAUUUAAAAGAACAACCGAACGAUAAAACUGAUCUCACAGAAGAACAAAUUCUCUGGCAAUGCAAAAUGUACAUCGCCGCUGUUCGCUUAGCCAAUGAUUUUGGAUGUGAUUUAAUUGGUAUCCAGUAUCAACAAGGCUUGAAAGAUUUAGUUCCUGCUUCCGAUUUAGCUGAAGGCCUAUUGAAUAAUGUCGAUCGGCCACCAGUGAAAGAUCGUGAAAAUAAAGCAGUUCUUUUCGAAAAUGCAGCUGUUCCACAUUUCAACGAAGUCGAUGAAUGUGCUGGUGUCGAUGCAUUGAUCACCAAUCGUGUCUGGAAUCAACUGGGUUAUUCACCGGAAACAACUCUCCACGAUGUUCGUUAUGGUGAAGAUUAUGAUGGUGUAUUUACAUGGGUAUUUGAAAUUUCUGGUGCUGUUCCACCUGAACAUUUGAUUGAUGGUUACAAAGGUUCAUUUAGUUUACGACAGCCUCCCAUGUACUUUCAUAAAGGCGGUGGUACCAUUCGUGGUGUAUCAAAACCCGGUGAAGUUGUUUGGAGCCGAAUUUAUACAGAAGAUAAUCGUUUGAAAGCUGAUCUUGGCCGCGCACGGGUCGUUGAAUUGCCCAAAGAAGAAACUGAACGUCGUUGGCGUGAUACAACUCCACAAUGGCCAAUUAUGCAUGCACAAUUGCUUGGCGUUAGCCGUGAUCAGUUAAUGGCGAAACAUAAAGCAAAUCAUGUUCAAGUUGCUUAUGCGCCUGAUGCUCAAGGUGCACAAAAAGGUCUAGCAGCGAAAGCAGCAUGCUUUCAAGCACUGGGUAUUGAAGUUUUCAUAUGUGGCACUGAAUCUGGACUUGAUUCGUAG